Messenger RNA from Nicotiana attenuata, 1431 nucleotides. Its product is annotated as myb-related protein Myb4-like. The transcript is spliced from 3 exons. NCBI's taxonomy places the organism in Eukaryota, Viridiplantae, Streptophyta, Magnoliopsida, Solanales, Solanaceae. The record is from RefSeq and is a predicted model, not a curated record. The coding region runs from base 163 to 1008 and encodes 281 amino acids.
AAAUAGGUAGCCAUCCUUGGCCUUUCUCAUUUCUUGAAUAGAAGAGAGCACUGAAAAAGAGCUAAACCACAGCCAAAAGAUAUACUACUUCUGAAGAAUAAAACCAACUGAUUAAAGAGUCAUUUAUUCACAAAUCAAGAUUAGCAAGUGAUUAAAGCAAAAAUGGUUAGAGCUCCUUGUUGUGAGAAGAUGGGGUUGAAAAAAGGACCAUGGACUCCUGAAGAAGAUCAAAUUCUUGUUUCUUAUAUUCAAACAAAUGGCCAUGGCAAUUGGAGAGCCCUCCCUAAACUAGCUGGACUUUUGAGAUGUGGGAAGAGUUGCAGAUUACGUUGGACUAACUAUUUGCGUCCAGAUAUAAAGAGGGGAAACUUUACUAGAGAAGAAGAAGACUCCAUUAUUCAGUUACAUGAAAUGCUUGGCAAUAGAUGGUCUGCAAUAGCAGCGAGAUUACCAGGACGAACGGACAAUGAAAUUAAAAAUGUAUGGCACACCCACUUGAAAAAGAGGCUUAAAAAUUAUCAGCCUCCUCAAAACUCCAAAAAACACUCCAAAAACAACCUUGAUUCCAAAGCUCCUAGUACUUCUCGGACCUUCAAUAAUUCAGGCAAUUUUAGCAACAUUCAAGAAGAUAUUAAUGGGCCCGUGACCGGCCCGAACUCGCCACAACGAUCGUCUAGCGAGAUGUCGACUGUCACGGCCGAUUCAACGGCCAUGACGACCAUCACAAUCGAUAAUCAGAAUAUGUUUAAGCAAUUAGAUGAGAUGGACUCGUGUGAAAGUUUUAUUCCAGAGAUUGAUGAGAGUUUUUGGACGGAUGAUUUAUCCACGGGCGAUAACUCGAAUUUUGAUAUGGAGGGUACAGGUGAAGAAUUACAAGUCCAAUUCCCAUUUUCUUCCGUGAAGCAAGAAAGUAUGGACAUGGUUGGAACAAAAUUAGAGGACGACAUGGACUUUUGGUACAAUGUUUUCAUAAAGUCCGGGGACUUACUAGAUUUACCGGAAUUUUGAGGGGUCAAUUUGAUUGUACUACAAAAUUGAAGUAGUGGAAUGCCAGCUAAUUAUUGAUGCUUAGGCUUUUGGGAGGCAACAAGUUUGAAUCUUCAUGUUUAUUUAUUGACCUUUAGCUCUUGAUAGGACCACCAAAUACUCCUAGUUGAUACUUUCUUUCUUUUUAGUUAGGAUAAUCUUUUUCUUUAUUUUCUUUUUUUUCCUGUCUUAGUUUAAUUGGGAGAAAGCAUAGUGGAUGGUGAUGUGAAAAAAAGAAAAAUUAUGAUGGGAUAAUAAUUUGUAUUAAUUAGGAUUAGGGAAAAAGAGAUUUUAGAGAAAAGUCUUCAAGAAACUCUAGUCAACUUAGCUUAAUUGUAUGUGAAAUACAUCUUUUGUAACAUGACAUUAUCCAAAAAGAAUAAUUAAAAAGGAUUUAUUUUCAUC